AGUAUCUAACACAGGAUAUCCUAGCAAGAUCUUUCAAGAGAAAUGUGACUCAUGGUCUUUCGUAUCAGUGGAUGCAAGUUCCUGUUUUGCAGAAAAUGUGCUCCUACACUUUCAGGGUAUGCUCUUUCAGUUAUUCUUCACUCCGAACCUAAAAAUAUUUUCUGCUUAUGUAUUUUAUUCCCUUUUGAAAAUAAGUAUGUAAUUUAUUGUAAAAACAUGUAAAGCAUGGUCCUGAUGUUUUAUUAUAGGGUCUUGUUUGGAACGAUAGUUCCUGACCAACUUUACAAUAAGGUAACAUAACUUUUUUUGUUCCUCUUGUCUUGUAGUUGUUGGAUGGUGGUCUCAUGUUUCUGCUCCUUAGUUUGACUAGGAUUUCUGCACAGAGAGAAAUGUCCUUAAACCCCACUACAAUAGGUCAUUACACAGGUAUAGCAUCUUCUUCACAUUUCACACAUUUUAUGUCCUAUUAUUACAAAGCAGAGUGAAUAUAUUGAACCUAGAACAAUAGACCUCUUUUAGUCUGGUAAUGUAUGUUAAUAUUUUAGCAGAGUCCCCAUGUAAACUAUUUGAGGAGGAUGAAACUACUGUGACAGAGGGGGAGGCCCUUAGUUUGCCAGCCUACCAUAACCUGAGUGAGUUGGAUUGGGCCAACGUGACUGAGUUUACCUGGUACAGAAACAGAACCCAGGAGCUCCCGUCCUCUGAGGAAGGGCGUGUGCAUCAUCAUGGGCCGGUGCUCUUCUUCCUCCCCCUUUUAAUCAACGACUCUGAUCAGUACUACACCUACUGGUAAUACAACAACAGUGUGUUGAUGUGUGUGUGUUUAGGGGUUAAAUUGGUAAUUCGGAGGUGGGGGAGCCCUAUUUGGGGGGCUUAGGGUUAGGUUGAGGGUUGAGUCUAGGGUUAGUGUUGAACCUGGAUGUGUACAUGAAGCUAGGGCUAGGGUAGGCAUGCACAUUUACAAAGAAAAAACCCUAAAUGUCCCUUGUCUUGCACGAACGUUGAAUAAUAUUAUACAGUGCAUUCGGAAAGUAUUCAGACCCCUUGACUUUUUCCACAUUUUGAUAUGUUACAGCCUUAUUCUAAAAUUGAUUAAAUAAAAUACAAAUCCUCAUCAAUCUGCACACAAUACCCCAUAAUGACAAAGCGGAAACAAAUUCUUGCAAAUGUAAAAAUAAAAAUGGAUACCUUAUUUACAUAAGUAUUCAGACCCUUUGCUAUGAGACUCGGAAUUGAGCUCAGGUGCAUCCUGUUUCCAUUUGAUCAUACUUGAUGUUUCUACAACUGGAUUGGAGUCCACCUGUGGUAAAUUAAAUUGAUUGGACAUGAUUUGGAAAGGCACACAUCUGUCUAUAUAAGGUCCCACAGUUGACAGUGCAUGUCAGAGCAAAAUCCAAGCCAUGAGGUUGAAGGAAUUGUCCGUAGAGCUCCGAGACAGGAUUGUGUCGAGGCACAGGUCUGGGGAAGGGUACCAAAACAUUUGUGCAGCAUUGAAGGUCCCCAAGAACACAGUGGCCUCCAUCAUUCUUAAAUGGAAGAAGUUUGGAACCACCAAGACUCUUCCUAGAGCUGGCUGCCCGGCCAAACUGAGCAAUCAGGGGAGAAGGGCCUUGGUCAGGGAGGUGACCAAGAACCUGAUGGUGUCUCUGAAUGAGCUCCAAAGUUCCUCUGUGGAGAUGGGAGAACCUUCCAGAAGGACAACCAUCUCUGCAGCACUCUACCAAUCAGGCCUUUAUGGUAGAGUGGACAUACGGAAGCCACUCGUCAGUAAAAGGCACAUGACAGCCCGCUUGGAGUUUGCCAAAAGGCACCUAAAGGACUCAGACCAUGAGAAACAAGAUUCUCUGGUCUGAUGAAACCAAGAUUGAACUCUUUGGCCUGAAUGCCAAGCGUCACGUCUGGAGGAAACCUGGCACCAUCUCUACGGUGAAGUGUGGUGGAGGCAGCAUCAUGCAAUGGGGAUGUUUUUCAGCGGCAGGGACUUGGAGACUAGUCAGGAUAGAAGGAAAGAUGAAUGGAGCAAAGUACAGAGAGAUCCUUGAUGAAAACCUGCUCCAGAGCGCUCAGGACCUCAGACUGGGGCGAAGGUUCACUUUCCAACACGACAAAGACCCUAAGCACACAGCCAAGAUAAUGCAGAAGUGGCUUCGGGACAAGUCUCUGAAUGUCCUUGAGUGGCCCAGCUAGAGCCCGGACUUGAACCCGAUCGAACAUCUCUGGAGAGACCUGAAAAUAGCUGUGCAUCGACGCUCUCCAUCCAACCUGACAGAGCUUGAGAGGAUCUGCUGAGAAGAAUGGGAGAAACUCCCCAAAUACAGGUGUGCCAAGCUUGUAGCGUCAUACCCAAGUAGACUCGAGGCUGUAAUCGCUGCCAAAGGUGCUUCAACAAAGUACUGAGUAAAGGGUCUGAAUACUUAAGUAAAUGUAAUAUUUCUGUUUUUUAUUUUUUAUUCAUUUGCUAACAUUUCAAAAAACCUGUCAUUAUGGGGUAUUGUGUGUAGACUGAUGAGGAAAAACAACAAUUUAAUCCAUUUUAGAAUAAGGCUGUAACGUAACAAAAUGCGGAAAAAGGGAAGGGGUCUGAAUACUUUCCGAAUGCACUGUAUUUGAACUUACUCUGCCGAUUGAAAUUUGAGACAAAAUAUCCACAAAAAACUUUUAUAACCGACUUCAAAACGCGGGACUCGUGUGUGGCAAUAAAGAUGUGUUUGCUCCUGACCUAAGGCCAAGCACAAGAUGGAAGGACAUGCACGCCGAUAUAUGCAUACUGACCAAAAUAUUGCAGGUGUUUACAUGGUUUUGAGCAUGUGCCAGAUGAUAGAAAUAUCAACGGCAGUACCGGCACUCUAAAAAGUCAGGUAAAUAAUACUUUCCUGUGGAUAUUCUGUCUCAAAAUUCGACCCACUGAAGGACCAACUACACAGACAACUGGUAUGGUAAAAUGUAAUACAAAUGUAUUAAACAUUCUGGCUUGUAAGGAAACUUUCUACGUUUUUACACUGCUUAGUUUCAGGCUAUAUAGACUCUUUGAAAAAACAUUUGUUAUCUAUAGCCUAAAAGCGUUAUUCGGCUGGCCCCCAGUUAGAACCCUGUUGGUUCCAGGUAGAACCGUUUUGGAUAACUGGUACUCUGUAUAUAUUCAUAUGUUCCAGGAGAAAGGCAGCAGACACCUGCCUCAUAUUUGUGACAGAGGUGAUUGUGGUCAAAGCCCAACCAUUCGAUCACUCAGUCCUGUUCAGUGAUAUCUCAGAGUCAGCAGACAACAUCGCUAUCCCAUGUCCUGACCCCGUGGAACAACUGUGCCAGGAUGGAAAAGAAAACUUAGCCUGGUAUAAGGUACUGAACAUGACCAGAAUGCUAACACAAACCUCAAUCCUGCAAAACUAUUUACCAUUGGUUCUCAACUCCUGUCCUAAAGCUCAUAAGUGUUGCACUGGUUUUGUUCUAGCCCAGCACUAACACCCAACUCAUCAUCAAGCUCUUGAUUAGUGGAAUCAGGUGUCUUACUGCUAGUUCAGCAAAAAAGUUUGUCAAAUUGUUUGUCUUUCAUUUCAGAAUUUCAAUCUCAUUCCAAAUGAGUCUGAGAGUAAUCUGUGGGUGUAUGGCGCCUCAAAAGCAGACGAGGGCAUCUAUACGUGUGUGUGCACGUGGGAUCACAACGGGAGGGUUCUCAACACUUCUGCAUCCAGGAGACUAAAGAUCCAAGGUAACUAGGUCGUGGCUUGAUGACAGCAUUGUCAAUCCACUCAUUAUUUUAUUUAUUUGAUUUUAGCUUUACUGAAACCUCAUCCAAGAUGGCAGCAGGGUCAGCAUACAUAGAAACUCUAGGCUACAUUACAGUAGGUUAUUAGGCUACACAAACAAUCAGGAUCAAAAGCAACAUCAAAAGCAACCCUCAUAUCACGUGUGGUCUUUGAGGCAGCAACAAUCAUGAAAAACAUCAAUGACUACAUUUUGAAUGUAUCCAAAAGUAUCUUUCUGACUAAACUGUGUGUUUGUCUCCUUCAGCUCCCUCUGCCUCGCAUCCUCCUCAGAUCAACCUGCCUAGAGACGGAAGCACAGAGACCACUGACCUGUGUAGGGAUCACACCUGGCUCAAAUACUUUCAAAUACUUGUGUUGUGCUUGAUUUGGUUUGCCCGGUAUAUCUCUCUGUCUUCAUUGUAUCUCUUGUUCUUCAUAGACACCACUAAGAAGUUGAGGUGUGAAGCAUUUUGUGGGCAGAACAUUAAAGACAACUGUCAUGUGUGGUGGGAGAUGAACGGAGUGAAAGUGGGUUCGCAGCAGCAAGGCUACUCAGUGAACUCCACCAGGUAGGUACACACAUGCACGCACGCACGCACACACAUGGAUGCACGCAUACACACAAGCAUACACACACUUGUUUUUGAGAACAUGGUAACAGAAUUUACACAGACCCCAGAUUCACCAUUGAGAAUUCACUGUGUGAAUAUUUUGUGUGUAUGUGUUACUGUAGCGAGGUGGAGGUAUCUUCAAUGCGGAGUAUCUUCACGGCUAUCCUGACCAUAGACACAGUGACUAUCAAGGACCUCCAGUCAGAGUUCAAGUGUGUUGCCAUGAACGACCAGAAAUGGAUUCAUGCAGUGGUGACUCUCAAACCAAGAUGUUAGUGCACACACACUUACACAAACAUCACUCAGACACACAUCCACAUGUCACACAAACAAAAUCACACAUAUACACUCUGUAACUUUCUUGGUGUUGUGUCCUCCAUGUCUUCCCCCAACAGCGUUUAUAUUUAUGGGUCUAUGUGUGGCAUUGCUGCUCUUCUUCAUGCUAGCUGCUGUAGCCGUCAAAGUGUUUGACAUCGAUCUGGCUCUCCUCUUCCGUGGAGUUUUCAAAUGCUAUGAUCGAUCUGAGGGUAAGAACAUCUAGCCAUAGACUAAAGUUUACUGAUGCUAUUUCACUAAGAUAUUUCAUUGUACAGAAAUGCUUAUUCAGCCUACAUUAUCUGUAUAGUAUUGGGUACCAUAUAAACAUAUUACUACAUUUAGUUUUUAGUCACCACACAGGAGCACUCUAACCUUGUACUGUACAGUAAAUGUCUCAAUCGGCCCACUGAUUGUGCAGUGCAGUUGUUUGCAGUAGGCCUUUCGCAACAGGUCCCGCCUUGGGUCAAUCCCACUACUAGUGUAGAAGUAAUGGGCCAUUUUAUACUAAAAUAACUCAAUUUCAGUUCAAAUGGAAUUCAAUCAAAUCUCUCAAAUCUACUCCUUUCAUGCUGAGGUUUGACAGAAACCUCCUCUUUGUCUGUGUUUUCAGAUGGGAAGGUCUAUGAUGCUUACAUUGUCUACCAAAUGGAUGGCAUAGACAAAGACAUGGAGGAGAAAGUGUUUCACUUCGUGAGCAGCGUUCUGCCGACUGUCCUGGAGCAGAAGUGUGGCUUUAGACUCUUCAUCCACGGCAGAGACGACCUACCUGGAGAAGGUUGGUUCUUUCAGACUGUGUCCUGCCCUCUAAGAAGCAAAUGUAACAGUAAUAAACAGUACCAAAGUCGAAAGUUAACUUCUCCUGCUCCUCUCUGUUCUGUUGUCCCCAGACCGCAUGGAGUUGGUGGAGGCCUGCAUGCGGCUGAGCAGGAGGCUGAUUGUCAUCCUGACCCCCAGCUCAAGGUCAGGCUCAGGAGGUCAAGGGUCAUGGGGCCAGUGGGGCUACUCGUCAUCGUUGACCUCAGCGGAGGACUAUGACUGUCAGGUGGGGCUCCACCAGGCUCUGGUCCACAGUGAGAUGAGCGUCAUACUCAUCCAGCUGGGAGACAUGGGUGAGGGGGGCUACACACACCUGCCCCCCGGCCUGCAGCACCUGGUCCGCAAGAGUGCCCCCUUAAUGUGGCAGGAGGGAAAGCGUGGGUCGACGCUGCCCAACUCAAGCUUCUGGAAGAGGGUGCGUUACAUGAUGCCUUGGCCGCGCCACUCGACUAGUUUUGACAACCGGUUAAUAUGACUCUUCUAUGUGAACGAUCAGAAGGUCUGAGGACUUGAAGUGCAGUUGGAGGUCUGGGAUUCUGUUAUAGAAGAGAACACCCCAGGUUGUCUCUGAAAAUCCUUAUUCCAGUCAUAGAAAUAGAAUGAAUGAUUCCAGUGCUGUGCAGAGAUAUACACAGGUUAGCUGAGAACGUCACAAAAACGAUGUGUACGCUUCAAUGUGGCAGAAGGCCGUGUGUUGUUUUGAUUCUGGAUGGCUAGCAACAAUGAAAAGAAACUGCCAUGUGGGGAAUCG
Molecule: messenger RNA, 6239 nt
Organism: Coregonus sp. 'balchen'
Lineage: Eukaryota; Metazoa; Chordata; Actinopteri; Salmoniformes; Salmonidae
Source: the annotation of a GenBank genome assembly